Molecule: messenger RNA, 1047 nt
Organism: Cordyceps militaris CM01
Lineage: Eukaryota; Fungi; Ascomycota; Sordariomycetes; Hypocreales; Cordycipitaceae
Product: DNA repair protein RAD51
Exons: 3
Coding region: 1-1047 (348 amino acids)
Biological process (GO): mitotic recombination-dependent replication fork processing; double-strand break repair via homologous recombination; DNA strand invasion
Cellular component (GO): condensed nuclear chromosome
Molecular function (GO): DNA strand exchange activity; single-stranded DNA binding; ATP hydrolysis activity
Source: RefSeq, a predicted model, not a curated record
AUGUCUCAAGAAUACGAAGAAGCCCAGGUUGCCGAGGAGGGUCAGAUGGGCGGCCCUGGAGCUCCCACUCCCCUCAGUGCACUGGAGGGAAUCGCUGGGUUGACGAAGCGUGAUAUUCAACUGGUGGUCGAUGGUGGUUUCAACACUGUCGAGGCCGUGGCCUAUACCCCGCGCCGAACGCUGGAACAGAUAAAGGGCAUUUCGGAGCAAAAAGCUACCAAGAUUCUUGCUGAAGCCUCGAAACUUGUUCCCAUGGGAUUCACCACUGCGACAGAAAUGCACCAACGACGAAGCGAGCUCAUCUCCAUUACCACGGGCUCCAAGAACCUCGACACGCUUCUCGCCGGUGGUAUCGAGACCGGCUCCGUGACCGAGCUUUUUGGCGAGUUCCGCACCGGCAAGAGUCAGAUUUGCCACACCCUCGCGGUGACCUGCCAGCUCCCGUUUGACAUGGGCGGCGGUGAGGGCAAGUGCCUCUACAUUGACACCGAGGGCACGUUCCGUCCCGUCCGCCUGCUGGCCACGGCCAACCGCUUCGGCCUCUCCGGCGAGGAAGUGCUCGACAACGUCGCCUACGCGCGCGCCUACAACUCGGACCAUCAGCUGCAGCUGCUGAACCAGGCCGCCACCAUGAUGUGCGAGACGAGAUUCUCCCUUCUCAUCGUGGACAGUGCCACAGCGCUCUACCGCACGGACUUCUGCGGCCGCGGCGAGCUGUCCAACCGUCAGACACAUCUGGCCAAGUUUAUGCGCACCCUGCAGCGUCUUGCGGACGAGUUUGGCGUGGCCGUCGUCAUCACGAACCAGGUCGUGGCGCAGGUGGACGGCGGCCCCAGCGCCAUGUUCAACCCUGAUCCCAAGAAGCCCAUUGGUGGCAACAUUAUUGCGCACGCCAGCACCACGAGAAUUAGCUUGAAAAAGGGCCGUGGAGAGACGCGUAUUGCCAAGAUUUACGAUAGUCCCUGCUUGCCGGAGAGCGACACCUUGUUUGCCAUUGGUGAGGAUGGUAUCGGCGACCCGGCGCCUAAGGAUAUGGAGAAGGACUAA